CUGCUGCAGAAGAUGAUUUACGAAAUUACUUGAUUGGGCCUCCCCGCUUCUUCGUCGUCUUCUUCGAACCCGCUCUCAAGUCAAGGUGCCUGCUCAAAUCUCGACCCUGAAUCACGGCCUGACACUCCGCGCUUCCACAAGACAUGAGGAUAUCAAUAUGGAAGCCAACUAUGCUUCGCAGCCAAACUCACUUACUUCGGCACACGCUGGAGGAUAUGCCACAACCACAGCACCAUUAGAUGGUGUGUUCAGUCUUGACGAAUUCUUGUCAAAUAACCAAGCUAUUCAUGAUGCACUUGUAGCCGCACGUGAGGCAGCGGAGACGCCGCCAGCAAAGAAGUCAAAGAAGAGCAACAACGCGUCACAACCUCAGCCUGUUGUUGUCGGAGCCAGGUCCUCCAAGUACACCAUUCUGCUUCAUGAGAAGUAUCAAGCACUCGCCAUCCCACAGCCAGUAUUCACCUUUGGCGGAGACAGUGUCACGAGAUGGACCGUCGAGAUUAGCUUUCCGGGCUUAGCAAAUGCUGACGAGCUCCAAGGUCUGAAAGAGGAGGGUCGGUUCAACAGCAAGCAAGAAGCCAAGAAUGCUGCAAGUAAGACUGCACUGACUAUCUUGGAACGACUGGAGCAAGAAGGUCGAGUCACGAAGGCUGGCAAGACAAAGAAGCCAAAUGGCGAGCCAGCACAGCAGCAACCAAAACAGAAGGAGGAGCCAGACGAGAACUUCGUCGGCCAGCUCCUCGAAUUCCAGCGCUCAACAUCUGCACCCCACCCAACCUACACCGACUGGCAGCUCGGUACGCGCUGGGCCUGCACGCUUGAGAUCGAGGGGCAUGAUCAACCUUUCGGUUCUCAGGACGCGCUUUUCGGCUCCAAGAAACUCGCCCGCCAAUACGCCGCCAGCUGCGCAGUGUUCCACUUCAAGUCCCAAGGUCUCUGGCCAGAGGAAUUCACUAACGUCGGCGGAAUUAGAAAGCGCAAACCCGCCGCUAACAACUCACCCUCUCCCUGUGCCGACGGACGCAAAGCCAACGUAGCAUCCAGCACUGGUGGAGCAUCAGCAGCAUCACAAGCCGCCGCCCUUGCACACCUACUCAAUCUCAACACCCCCGAGUACCGAUACACGCACGAAAAACCUUCAGUCCCAGAUGUUCACACAGUGUCCUGCUUUUUCAGGAAUGGCGGCGCCCAUGAGGGCCCGAUUGGCGAGGUGAGAAAUGUGUUUGGGAAGAAGAAGGCAAAGGAGGAGUGUGCUAGGCUCACACUGGGGUAUCUGACAGAAGUGAAGAGACAACGCGAGGAGGUUGCUGCAAGGUUGAUGGUGGGAAUUGCGGGCGGGGCUGGGGUAGUCAAAAAGAAGGUCAGUGACGACGAGCUGGAUAUCUACAAGGAUGAUAUGGAGCACUAA
This is a messenger RNA of Macroventuria anomochaeta, 1408 nucleotides long. RefSeq lists its product as uncharacterized. The transcript is spliced from 3 exons. The record is from RefSeq and is a predicted model, not a curated record. Lineage: Eukaryota; Fungi; Ascomycota; Dothideomycetes; Pleosporales; Didymellaceae. Bases 158 to 1408 code for a protein of 416 amino acids.